Molecule: messenger RNA, 2082 nt
Organism: Nasonia vitripennis (jewel wasp)
Lineage: Eukaryota; Metazoa; Arthropoda; Insecta; Hymenoptera; Pteromalidae
Gene: PIG-M
Product: GPI mannosyltransferase 1
Exons: 3
Coding region: 776-1996 (406 amino acids)
Biological process (GO): GPI anchor biosynthetic process
Cellular component (GO): glycosylphosphatidylinositol-mannosyltransferase I complex; membrane
Molecular function (GO): alpha-1,4-mannosyltransferase activity; GPI mannosyltransferase activity
Source: RefSeq, a predicted model, not a curated record
UUACCAACGUUCGCAGCGACUAUGAUUUCACCGUAUCGGGCCGAUUUGCGCACCAGCCUUCAGGCGUGAUCUUCAGGCUAAUCUUUGCAGUUUAUCGAUGCAAUAAAACUAUAAUUUAAUAAUUAUUUUAUAUAUUUGAAUGACAACCUUUGAUCCAUGCAAGAAGCUUGCGUGUAAGCUACAGACGUGUUUAAAAGAUAACGUAUAUCAACCCUCCAGAUGCGAAGGAGUAAUUGAAGAGUUAAGGAAAUGUUGCAUGAAAAAUUCAGCGGUCUCUCUGGUUUGUGAAGGAAUCGAUAUCUCUAAACCAUAUGAACACAAUACUGUUGAUUAUAAAAAAGUUUUGAAGUAAACUAUGCCCCCAAAAAGGAAAUUAACACUAAGAGAGAGAGGUAUUAUUUAUCGCUAUCCUGCUACUUUUGUUUGGGUAACAGUCAUCAUUGCUGGAACUUUUUCAUUGGGACCUAUUAUCUACUCCUUAACUCACACUGAUGAAGAAGUCAAUGCGUUAAAGAGAAAGAUGAGUAUGUUCAGGGUAUAGUUACGUGAAUCAUGGAAGCAGUAAAACGAGCAAAGCAAAGGUUCAGGAAGUAUCCUUCAUUAGUCAUUGAAUGUCGAGAAUCUGCUUCAGAGUAUGCUGUUUGUGUGAUAAAUAAGAGUAAUUUACAAAAAGAUGAUUGUAAAAAAGAAUUUGAAAAAUUUAAAGCUUGUCUUGUAAGAGCAGCAGCGCACAAUAAAAUAAAAUUGUGAAACUGGUAGCAAUCUUCGUAUCAAUAUGACAAAACACGUUGCACCAAGUGUUAAGAGCUGCAACAAAUCCAUUCCAAAGAAAAAAAGCAUGCAGCCAAACACAGUAGUAUCGCUGCAAAUACAUUGUGCUAUUGCUUUUGUAUUGAGACUUCUACUCAUCACAUAUGCAAAUUAUCACGAUAAGUAUUUUAAAGUACCAUACACUGAUGUAGAUUAUAAAGUGUACACCGAUGCUGCUCGCCAUAUGACAAAAGGAGGAUCACCCUAUGAGCGUCAUACCUACAGGUACACACCGCUGCUUGCAAUGCUGAUGGCACCAAAUGUCUAUCUCCAUCAAGAUUGUGGUAAAGUAUUUUUCUCAGUUGUGGACAUAUUAGUUGCAAAAAUAAUGAGAAAAAUCCUCAUCUGUCAAAAGUUCAAGCCGCAAACUGCUAAUCUGUGUGCACUUUUGUGGUUGUACAAUCCGUUGGCAAUAGUCAUAUCAACAAGAGGGAACGCAGAUUCUCUGGCUGUCUACUUUGUAUUGUGGACUUUGUAUUUAUUACAAAACGAUCAAAUUAUAAUGACGGGAAUAGUGCAUGCUUUGUCAAUACAUUUUAGACUAUAUCCACUAGCAUUCAGUCUAGUUAUGUAUCUGUAUCUCCGAGAGAAAAAUCUGUUUAUUCCAAACAGAAGGCAGCUGAAACUAAUCAUACCAUGUGCACUAGCCCUGUUUGACAUGACAGCCUUGUGCUAUGCAUUUUAUGGAAAAAAGUUUAUAGAUGAAAGUUUAAUCUAUCAUAUUGUUAGAAAGGACGUGAGACACAACUUUUCUGUCUUCUUUUACAUGCUCUAUCUGUCAGCCAAUGAGGGGCCUACCAUUGUACAAAAAAUCUUCACCUUUCUACCACAAGUUUCCAUAUUGGUAGCCCUAGCCUUUCGCUACUCGACCAAAGAGAAGUUACCAUUUGCUUUAUUUACCCAAGCCAUAACCAUGGUCACAUUCAAUCCUGUCAUGACCUCGCAAUACUUCUUUUGGUUCCUGUCUCUACUUCCAAUUUGCUUACCUUACUUGAAAAUGAGUCUGGCUAGAACAGUUGUGCUACUGACUGCUUGGAUACUGAGUCAAAGUUUGUGGCUGUUUGCUGCGUACUUGCUAGAGUUCAAAGGAAUCGACUCGUUCAACUACAUUUGGGCAGCUGGAAUGGUCUUCUUUGCAGUGAACAUCAAGAUACUCGUGGACUUGAUUAAUUGUUAUAAAAUGUAAUUUUUUGUACAAAGAGUUUUUGUAAAACUCUUCCUGUAUUUUAUAGAAUAUAACAAUAAAAUCGAUAGCAAUGAGAGAAACAGCAA